Messenger RNA from Cannabis sativa, 2472 nucleotides. RefSeq names its product protein DETOXIFICATION 27. Bases 576 to 2042 code for a protein of 488 amino acids. The record is from RefSeq and is a predicted model, not a curated record. NCBI's taxonomy places the organism in Eukaryota, Viridiplantae, Streptophyta, Magnoliopsida, Rosales, Cannabaceae. Gene Ontology annotation, molecular function: xenobiotic transmembrane transporter activity; antiporter activity. The transcript is spliced from 8 exons. Gene Ontology annotation, cellular component: membrane. Gene Ontology annotation, biological process: xenobiotic detoxification by transmembrane export across the plasma membrane.
UGGCUAGAAAUUGGAAAGAUUAUAGUAUGGACAAUAUUUUUAUUGGUAUCAGACAUUUUGAAAAUGUAACCAAAAACAAAUUCGUGAGAACUUAGCUCAAAGUUGACAAUAUCAUACCAUAUAUUUUUUUUUGUUUUUCUUAUAUUCCAAACCAAAGAUAAUAAAAUUGAAAUUCUUUGAUAUUUAUCUUUUUCCUUACCUUAAAUCUGAGUUCCAAACAAAAAGAGUAAGUUUUGCUUGAUGGAGAAGAAAAACUAGUUUGUUUUUUCCAUCAAGAAGGAACACAAACCUGACUUUUAUUCUUCAAAUCAUAAAUAAUAAUAAACAAAUUGUACUGUUACUAGUGGCCUAGUGGCUCCUAGAUAGGUGGCGUCACACAAUUCAGAUAUAAAAAUCCUAUAAAUUAGAAGCCAUAUAUCUCAUUAUCAUAUUCAUAUUUCUCCCUACAUACAUAUCUCAUCUGCUAUAUCAAGUAAUAGCUAUUUCAUUUCUCUCUUCUAACACUCCUUAGUCCUUACAAAAAGUACCGAGUGUUGAGUAUUAUUGAAAGGCGUUUGGUUAAAACAAACAAACAAAUGUCGAGUAAUAAAGUUCCACUAUUGGAAGACCUAAAAACUCAAGAUAAUAACAACAAUGAUGAUUAUGAGGAACUAUCACUGCCUUGUAGAGUUAAGAUUGAAUCAAAGAAGCUAUGGCACAUAGUUGGCCCCGCAAUCUUCAGCCGAAUCGCCUCUUACUCUAUGCUCGUCAUCACCCAAGCCUUCGCCGGUCACCUCGGCGAUCUAGAACUCGCCGCUAUCUCAAUCGCUAAUAAUGUCAUCGUCGGAUUCGACUUCGGCCUACUCUUGGGAAUGGCUAGUGCUUUGGAAACGCUAUGCGGACAAGCCUACGGGGCUAAGAAGUACUAUAUGUUAGGGGUGUACAUGCAAAGGUCGUGGAUAGUGUUAUCCGUAUGCUGUGUUUUACUACUCCCAAUCUACCUCUUCGCCACACCUGUCUUAGAAGUGUUAGGACAGCCUCACGACGUGGCGGAAUUAUCAGGUGUGGCGGCGAUGUGUAUGAUUCCGCUGCACUUCAGCUUCGCUUUCCAAUUUCCUUUACAGAGAUUCUUGCAGAGCCAGCUAAAGACUGGAGUUAUCGCUUGGGUUUCACUGGCUGCACUCAUUAUGCACAUCUUCAUUAGUUGGCUCUUUGUGUACCAAUUCAAGCUUGGCGUUAUUGGCACCGCUUUAACAAUCAACUUCUCUUGGUGGACUUUGGUUUUUGGGCUUUUGGGCUAUACACUCUUCGGUGGCUGUCCGACCACUUGGGCCGGUUUCUCAAUCGAAGCCUUUUCUGGUCUUUGGGAGUUUACCAAACUCUCUACUUCUUCUGGGGUUAUGCUCUGCUUGGAAAAUUGGUAUUAUAGAAUACUGAUACUGAUGACUGGAAACUUGAAAAACGCUGAGAUUGCUUUAGACGCUUUAUCGAUAUGCAUGACGAUUAAUGGGUGGGAGAUGAUGAUUCCUUUGGCGUUCUUCGCUGGAACCGGAGUAAGAGUUGCAAAUGAGCUCGGAGCUGGAAAUGGGAAAGGGGCCAAGUUUGCGACCAUAGUAUCAGUUGUGACAUCAAUAGUAAUAGGGCUCUUCUUUUGGGUUUUGAUUAUGAUUUUCCACAAUGAAAUUGCCUUGAUAUUCUCUUCAAGCAAAGCUGUCCUUGAAGCUGUUAAUAAACUCUCUCUCCUCUUGGCCUUCACUAUUCUUCUCAACAGUGUUCAACCUGUUCUCUCUGGAGUGGCUGUGGGAUCUGGGUGGCAGUCGUAUGUGGCAUACAUAAACUUAGGUUGUUAUUAUCUCAUUGGAGUGCCGUUUGGGUUUCUGAUGGGGUGGGGAUUCCACCAAGGUGUUAUGGGGAUUUGGGCUGGCAUGAUAUUUGGAGGGACAGCAGUUCAGACCUUAAUAUUGGCCAUCAUUACCAUUCGAUGUGAUUGGGAGAAAGAGGCACAAAAAGCAAAUAAACAUGUAUUGGAGUGGGCAAGAGAAUCGAAGCAAGAAGUGAUGUAGUUAUCAAAAAAAAAAAUGAUUAUUAAUUAAUGUACUUUUGCCAUGCCAAAAAAUGAAAAGAAAAUCACGUGUAAUUUGGUAGGCAUUCUCUAAGGCAGUAUUUUUGUCACAAAUGAAAAUAUAAUAGUAUUAUUUAUAAUUUUGAAAUAAUCCAUUAAUUAAUUCGGGAUCACGUAAGAUUGAUGAACUAUAUUCCUUUCAAAAAGAUUGAUGAACUAAUUUUGCACUUAAUUUAUUGUGAACUAGACUUAAUUUAGUGUGAACUAUGUUAGUGUUGAAAGUUGGUUAGGACUUUACUGUUUAAAAGUUGGUUAUUUUCUGUUUUGUUCGUUUUGUUAGCUGUACUCCUGUAAUUGCUUCCAUCAUAUUAAUAAAGGCAUAUCAGUGAGAGGGUGUAGCUUUUGUUCAUUAUUACUCUCCCAUUAAGAAA